This is a messenger RNA of Hansenula anomala, 1557 nucleotides long. RefSeq names its product allantoate permease family MFS transporter. Gene Ontology annotation, cellular component: plasma membrane. Lineage: Eukaryota; Fungi; Ascomycota; Saccharomycetes; Phaffomycetales; Wickerhamomycetaceae. Bases 1 to 1557 code for a protein of 518 amino acids. The transcript has a single exon. Gene Ontology annotation, molecular function: allantoate transmembrane transporter activity; dipeptide transmembrane transporter activity. Gene Ontology annotation, biological process: transmembrane transport; tripeptide transport; allantoate transport. The record is from RefSeq and is a predicted model, not a curated record.
AUGGAAUUGAAACCAACAAGUUCUCACGCUGAAAACUCAGCAGAUUCUAAUGAUGCAGGUUCUAAUGAUGCAGGCGAAGUAGUGCCAUUCGCUCAUUUAUCCCCAGAUACUCAAGAUGUCGAUGAAGCCAUGGGAGUUGCACUUGAUUUGGAAGAAAAACAUUUAUUAUGGACACCAGAAAAAGAUAAGAAACUCUUACUUAAAAUUGACCUUUAUAUGCUACCAUUGAUUUGUUUCCUAUAUGCUUGUCAAUAUAUGGAUAAAACUUCAAAUUCAUAUGCUGCAAUUAUGGGGUUAAAGACCGAUUUGCACAUGAGAGGUGAUAUGUAUUCAUGGACAGGUACUUGUUUUUAUCUUGGUUAUUUGGUUUUCGAAUUUCCAGCAAAUUAUCUAUUACAAAGAUUCCCAUUAGCUAAGACAACUUCAAUCUUUAUUUUCAUUUGGGGAGCAUUAUUAUGUCUUCAUGCUGUACCCAAUUAUGCUGGGUUUAUUGCUCUAAGAACGUUGUUGGGAGUAUUUGAAUCCUCUAUUUCUCCUGCAAUGGUUAUUAUAACUGGUCAAUGGUAUAAGAAGAGUGAACAUUUCACAAGAACAACAAUAUGGUUUUGCUGUAAUGGAUUUGGUAUCAUAUUGGGUGGGCUGAUCGCUUAUGGUUGUGCAAUACACGAGCCAAGUUACUCAGUGGCUGGAUGGAAAGUUUUAUUUAUAGUUACAGGGCUAUUGACAAUUCUGAUUUCAAUUCUAUUUUGGUUUCAUAUACCAGAUACACCUUCGAAAGCAUGGUUUCUAACAGACGAAGAGAAAUUGAUGGUUGUUGAAAGAAUCAGGGAUAAUAAGCAAGGUUUUGGUAAUAAGCAUUUUAAAAGAUAUCAAUUUAAAGAAUCACUUUUGGAUCCAAUGACUUGGCUUUUUUUCGUCCUAGCUAUUGUUUCUCAAAUACCAAAUGGUGCCAUCACAAAUUUUGGGACGAUUUUGUUAGCCGAUGAUUUCCAUUAUAGUGAAACUGAGUCUCUAUUGAUGAAUUGUAUUAGUGGUGCUGUUGAAAUUAUUGGUUGUCUGGGUAUAGCAUCUUCAACUAUUUUUAUUCCCCAUAGGUUGAUAAUUUCCUUUAUUGCAAUUGCCAUAACAUUUAUGGCUUGUUCAAUGUUGGCAUUUGCCAAUUCAAACAAAUCUGCAAGAUUAGCAGGUUAUUAUUUGCAAUCUGUUAGUCCAAUUGGAAUCAUUUGUGUUUUAUCCUGUCUACAGUCAAAUACAGCUGGACACACUAAAAAAGUCACUACAACUGCAAUGUAUUUUAUUGGUUAUUGUGUUGGUAAUUUGGUUGGUCCUCAAACUUUCACAGUACCUCCAUACACAAGUGGUAAAUUAGCGUUGGUUGUGUGUGAAGCUUUAACCCUAUUCAUGAUUGCGGUUAUCUAUGUUGCUUAUUGGAUCAAGAAUAAGAUAAAGGAGAAAAAGGCGAAAGAUAUUGACUUGACAAAGUUCAACGCAAUCCAUAACACUGAGUUUGCUGAUUUAACAGAUCAUGAGAAUCCAACUUUUAGAUAUUGUCUUUGA